Bipolaris sorokiniana ND90Pr is the source of this 1568-nucleotide messenger RNA. RefSeq lists its product as uncharacterized. The record is from RefSeq and is a predicted model, not a curated record. Gene Ontology annotation, molecular function: pyrroline-5-carboxylate reductase activity. The coding region runs from base 207 to 1238 and encodes 343 amino acids. Lineage: Eukaryota; Fungi; Ascomycota; Dothideomycetes; Pleosporales; Pleosporaceae. Gene Ontology annotation, biological process: L-proline biosynthetic process. The transcript is spliced from 2 exons.
CAUCGUCAUAAAAGACAUGCAGGACAAGCAAUUGAAGUUCAACAGCGGCAACGUCAACUUAUCAAAGACGAAUGACGAAUUAACCCCUCCCCCGCUUUCUUUUCCUGGAAAGAUCGAGGUGCUCUAGGUCAGCGAAAGAACAGGAUCAGACACCCUACCCACCCACCAAUCUCCAAACCCAGACUCUCACGACAACAAAAGGCAUCAUGACCCAAAACAGACUCUGCAUCCUAGGCUGCGGCAACCUCGGCACCCCCAUCCUCACAGGCCUCCUCAACUCACCCAACCCCACUCAAUUCACCCACUACACAGCCUGUAUUUCCUCUGCUGCAUCCGAAUCCCGCCUCAACACUCUCUUCGCCGCACACAUAGCAACGGGGAAACUAUCCAUAGCCCGCUCAACCCCCUCCAUCGCCGACGCAAUCCAACACUCAAGCGUAAUCCUCCUCGCUGUCGACCCCUCCCAAGUAACCUCCCUCCUCCUCGCUGUCGACCCCUCCCAAGUAACCUCCCUCCUCCUCAGCUCCCCCUCCAUAGCCUCUGCCUUCCACCUUCCACCCCCCAACGACAGCACUGAAAAAGGGAAGCUGGUAAUAAGCGUAAUAGCCGGUCUCUCCACGACUUCUCUCUCUUCUCUCCUCUCUCCAACCCCAUCCCCUUCCCAGUCCACAAAUGCAAGCAUACCCACCCCCGAACAUGAACUCCACAUCCUCCGCGCCCUCCCCACCAUCCACGCCCAAAUCUCCCACUCCCACACCGCCAUCCAACUGCCCCCUAGCCCCUCCGAUCCCCCUUUCCCACCCACCCACCUCGAAACUGCCACAUCCCUCUUCUCAGCAAUCGGCACCACUACCCUCGUCCACGAACACCACAUGGCCGCCACAACAGCCGUAAGCGGCUCCACGCCGGCUUUCUGGGCUGUAAUUGUGGAUGCAAUGGUGGAUGCGGCGGUUGCAGUGGGGUUACCGCGGGGAAUGGCACAGGAGCAGGUGUAUAGGAGUAUGGCGGGGAGUGCGGCAAUGUUUUUGGCGGGGUGGAAGACUGGCGAGGUGAGAGAUAUGGGGACGAGUCCCGAGGGGUGUACGAUUGGGGGGAUCAUGGUGUUGGAGGAGAUGGGGGUGAGGGGCGCGGUGGGGAGGGCGGUGAGGGAGAGUGUUACGAUUGCUAGGGAGAUGGGGAGGGAACAGGAUCGGGGGCAAGGAGGGGGGAGACAUGUUAAUGAUACAAGGAGGGUGUGAGAACAUGUACUGUAUUGUUAAUGAAUUAUAGUAGACAGAUGGGGAAAAAACAUCACAGGAAGAAGACAACAACAACAACAACAAAAAUACGCAUCAUCAGCAUCUGAUUCAACUACCACUAUCUACUCACUAGAUGUAGCGCUGCACGUCAUCAACCGCCGUAGCGUAAACGUACACUGCACCAAGGGUAUUGUGGCGUGCGAGCCAACUUGAAACUCCUUUCCUGCCUGCAAUCCGUUUGACCAUGCUAAAUGCACCCUUUGCUGCAAAUCGAGGAUAUUUCCCACCUGUUGCUCAACCGAGCAAGCUUCCCAGUGAUAAUUGUUAACG